Spirodela intermedia is the source of this 1633-nucleotide messenger RNA. Lineage: Eukaryota; Viridiplantae; Streptophyta; Magnoliopsida; Alismatales; Araceae. The record is from the annotation of a GenBank genome assembly.
AUGGAGUGCGUUCCAGCUACGGCGAAGAGGAAGGCUUCGCCUCCGGAGGAUAUGAUCGACGAUUUCCCCUUCUUCUCCCCCUCGCCCGCGAUGAAGAUUAGGAGACUGGUAACUUCUCACUCCACCCCGCUCAAUACCUGCGAGUAUUCAUCUUUUUUGGUAUUACUUAAGUAAUGAAACAUGUUUUUUUCUGAGAAUCGGAGGAUCAUAUGGCUAUAGCUACCGUUUGUCGUUGCUUCUCGAUUUGUCGCGAAGUCAUGAUUGAGGCCCUUCUGAUUCUGUCAUGAGGUAGCAUCCGCAUCGGGGAUUCUUAGGCAGCAGGAAGUGAGAUCUUAGUGGUCCAGGGAGGUUUUGGAUGCGGAUGAUAAAUCGAAGGAGGGCACUUCAUCUGUGGAUGGGGUUUUCUAAUGCAGGGAGACUGCCUUAGUCUAAGCUAGAUGUUUCCGCGUUUUCUCUUCAUGUCUAUGAGACCAAUUUCCAAGUUAUGCGCCAAGCUAAUAAGUACCGCCUUCCCAACCUACUAGAUGCCCGUACAUCGCUGAGUUGUAGGAUAUUACGUUCUCGGGUCUUUCUCUCUUCCGAACCGUGUUGUCGCCGAAGUGAGACUAUUUAUUUCUCUACGACAUCUUUUCAUCAAAGAAAUAAAUGAUAAUCCGAUGGUUCUUACGCAAUUUUUUGUUCAUUGUUCAUAUACGUCAUGUUGAAUCACCUUUGUUUAUGAAUCUGAGAUUUUCAGUGGAACUAUUGGACCUCAUCUCGGGAUCUCUCUCUCUCUCUCUCUCUCUCUCUCUCUCUCUGUAUAUAUAAUAACAUACAUAGACGUAUCCCUCUGCGUUUAGCGAGAGGAUAGUCCUGAUGGCUUUAUCGUCCGUGUGUGUAUAUUUGUUCGCUUUUGUCUUGAUGUCCAAUCUGUAGGAUGCAGAAUUGACCAGGAACCUACAAGAAGAAGCCACAGUUGCAGCCGUGGCCUGCGGACAACCGUCAGUUGAGGAGAAGCCGCCAAGGGUUCAACAGAACCCCGCUGUUGUGUUGGCUGGUGUCGGACCCUCGUUCAAGUUAGAUGAGUCGAGAGCUAUUGUCCUGUACAAACCAGUCGAUCGGCCAAUCUUCGACUACCCGCCAUCAUUGAAUGCCCUUCUCAGAGUGGGCCCGGAUCUGAUUUCCGGGUUGAAGGGUAAGUAUCUGGAGAAAACCACCGUUCAACCGUCUAUGCUUUUAGCCUCAUUAGAAUCAGAUGAUGAUGAUGGGGUUUUUUCUUUUCUUUUCUUUUUCACCAGUUCAGUGCGGCUGGUUGGGCCAACGUACAGCGGGAACAGGGGAGGAAGGAGAACCCUCGACAGACGACAGAGAGGCAGCAGCAUUUGGCUGCAGCUUGGCUCUGGUUCCAUGGGCGCCUCCUCGCCCAUCUAGUAGAGCUAAUGCUCCCUCCUCCCCCCCAUUCACGGUCUCUGGAGCAGCAUUGGGCGAGCAGGAGGCGAUGGAUGUGGAGGAAGAUGGAGACGGAAGACCCUACGCCGCCGCCGCAGCCGCAACGGGGCUGAGCGAAGGCUUCCGCCAUUGGAACCAGCACUGCCUGCCGCCGCAGCUCAGCCCAGGCGCCUCCACUCCUGCCGUAAUGUGGACUUGGGGUUAG